AUGAGACAUUGGCAUGCAAUGGAUAAAGAUUUGGUGACUGUCAUGUCAGUUCAAGGUUCAGAGUUCUCUAAAGAAGACCAUGACUUCAGAAUGGGUGUUGACAUAGAUCCUCGUUCUAUUGCUCUGCCUUAUCUUCGCAACAGUAACAUGAAAAUCUCUGAUGCCGCUACCAGCUUAUCAAGAGACAAUCUUCAACUUUUUUUGCUGGGAUAUCCUAUUAAUGAUCAUGAAAGCUGUUAUGAUCACAAGGACUUGGCGUUAGAUAGCAUCAGAAUUGACAAAUUCAGUAUCUGGGUUCGCAUGCAUGGAGUUCCAAUCUCAAUGAUGAAGGGGUUGCAGAUGUUGCAAGCAGAGUUGGAGAUGUGGCUCUUAUCAAAAGAGAUUUUUCUCUUUAAGGAAGGCUACUUAUGUCAGGACAAAGCUGAUAUUAAUGCCGAUUAUUUUUAUAACGAUGACCUUCAGACAUGGAAUGACUUGCUUCCAUCAUAUCAUAUCACUGGUCCAUCUGGUGCUAUAUCAACUAUUUAUUAUGAUUCAAGUAGAAUGGCAGCACCAGCAGCAAUGGAGGACUUAGAUUCCAAAGUUAGAGAACAGAGGGUUGAUAUGGAGGAUCUUUACCAGGAUGACUCUAGCUCUUUUUAUGGUAACUUUCAUUCUCUUCCUUCUACUUUUUAUGAAACAGAUGAUUUGUUGAUUUUUGAGUCUUCUAGUCAGAUUCAUAUUCCUGCCUUUUUCUAUGCUAUCCCUAAAACUCCUCAUGAUAAGGACAUGUUGUCAUACGCAAGUCAUGUUCCUAAUGUUUUUGUUCCUAAUCCGUCGGAUUACCCUCCAUAUCAAGACUUAUCACCCACCUCUAUUUUUAACGGUAUCCUUUCUAGUAGCUCUAUUCUAGAUUUUAGUCUAUCUAGGGAGAUGAAUAGAGCUGUUUACUUCUCUUUGGAGGGUCUAGUGAAUCUAAGUCUAGAACAGGUUCAUCUCUUAAAACUAGCGGAAGAUGGUUCAAGAAGAGUCAGAAACAAGAUGUGGUCAAUGGCUGUUCUGGAUCAAGUAGUCCACUGGGAUCAGGUUUGUAAGAAGAGAGCUAAGAAGAACGGAAAGUCCAACAAGCAACCCUCCCUUGCAUGGCGCAUGGAAGUUGACAGUGACUUUGAUCUUGACUAUGAGGCUUCCAUUAAUAGCGGGAACAGGGCUUCAUCAGAAUCAGAUGAGAUCAACCGUCUUCACCAUCAUGAGUAUUCUUGGAAUUGUAGAGGCAUCAACAAUGCUUCUACAAAGCAAUGUUUAAGUAGAUUUAUUAUGCAUUAUAAGCCUGUUCUAUUGUUUUUAAUGGAAACUAGGACAAACUCUAAGACUAUGGAACUUUGGCAAGAAUCUACUACUUUUAGUAACUCUUUUGUAAUAGACUCGAUAGGCUCUAGUGGUGGAUUAACUCUAUGGUUAAAUGCCGUGAAAUUAGAUGUUGUGCAGGAUGAUGCGAAUGAGGUUCUAACAUCGUCUCAGGUACAAGUUAUGACUCAUCCUUUUACAUCAACAGAGAUAUGGACACGAUUAAUCAGAUGGCUCCUUGGAAAGUACCAAGUCCAGAUGACGUCUCCUUCAGCGGAUGAUCUAGAUCUCUUCCUCUUGAUCUUCUGGAAAAUAUGGAUUGAAAGGAAUGAUAAGGAUCUUGAUUAUGUGAGACGGGGUCCGAGCAUAGAUCUGUUGUAUGGCCCUGAUAUCAUUAAGCGGAAGCAAGGUUCUACUGAGAGGUGGAAGAUGAUAUCUAGAAAGGAGGUUCACGAAUUACUCUCAAGGGUACAUUCUAAGCGUCUAGAAGAAUGCUCUGUUGAGGAUAUAGAUGCUAUGAUUGCCAGUCUGGUAGCAUGUAUCAAGAAGCUGUCUGAGGAUUUCUAUGAUAUAACUCUGGAUGUUUUGAAGGUCGCCGAUAGAGUCAGACUAAGACAACUCAGGACAACUCAGGACCGCUUCCGCAGGAGUCUUACUUUGAAAGGUCAGGAGGAAUCUGUUGCUAAUAUGGGGGAGAGCUCUAUUUAUUGUGGACAGUGA
Molecule: messenger RNA, 2046 nt
Organism: Oldenlandia corymbosa var. corymbosa
Lineage: Eukaryota; Viridiplantae; Streptophyta; Magnoliopsida; Gentianales; Rubiaceae
Source: the annotation of a GenBank genome assembly